AUGCUCACGACCGGAAUGAAGCUCAAGUCCAAGCUGACUUUCAUCGAUGUGGAGGAGGAGGAGGGGCCGAGUCUCAGGCGUUGCACGAGCACGCCGGCAAUGCCGACCCAUCCUCACUGCGUGGCUCAGUGCGAGGACGACUACCUGGCAGGGCUCCUUGCGGAGGCGAAGCUCUCACUCCCACUCCCCAUCCCGCACAGGGCUCUGACGGAAAACAUGAGUGACAUCGCCUUUACCCCCACACCGGCACCGCAAAGCAUUCAAGUGGCUGAUGGCCAAGACUCGGAUGUAGCCGGGAGCCUGGGGCAUCCCUAUUUCUGUUGUCGGCCUUGUCUCUUGCUGGCUUUGGGCCAGUGCCGAAAUGGAAUGGCUUGCAAGUACUGCCAUCAUGCCCACGACGAGAAGCAGCAGUCAUUUUCGAAGCGUGUUCGUGAGAAGAUCAACCAAAUGAAUGGCUCUGCGAAGUUGUGGUUGCUUCGCGAAAGCUUGUGCCAGAAGGUGCGGAAGUUUCCGGAGCUAGCCUCGCAAGUCACGGGGCUUAUGGACAUCAUCGAGGAAGGGCUGCGUCACGAAGCCCCAGAGUCGUCAGAAUCCACAGGCUCACGACUUCACGAGAAGGUUGCUGUCAUGUCUGUGGCAGCCAUGCUGGGUGACACGUUUAUUCGGAACGUUGAGCCGGACAUUCGACGUCGCCUACAGGAAGAGCUCCGACUCCUCCGCAGCGAAGCCUUCGUUGAAGCCUGA
Molecule: messenger RNA, 744 nt
Organism: Symbiodinium necroappetens
Lineage: Eukaryota; Dinophyceae; Suessiales; Symbiodiniaceae
Source: the annotation of a GenBank genome assembly